Molecule: messenger RNA, 1395 nt
Organism: Austrofundulus limnaeus
Lineage: Eukaryota; Metazoa; Chordata; Actinopteri; Cyprinodontiformes; Rivulidae
Gene: zfand2a
Product: zinc finger, AN1-type domain 2A
Exons: 10
Coding region: 232-1056 (274 amino acids)
Biological process (GO): protein targeting to ER; proteasome-mediated ubiquitin-dependent protein catabolic process
Cellular component (GO): endoplasmic reticulum; cytoplasm
Molecular function (GO): zinc ion binding
Source: RefSeq, a predicted model, not a curated record
CGUCACAUAUCUAAACAGACGUGAGCUCUGCGGCUAACAGAGGAGACAUCGGUGUGGAGGGUUUUGUACGUUCUGUACGGAUUGAAACAAACUACAAAGUGACUUUACGCAGAUCAUUUGGAACGAKGUCGUUUAUUUUUUAUAUUUUCAUAAACGAAAAUCUAAGAAGACAGGGGGAGCAGAUUAUAGUAAAUAAAUAAACAUCUUGUCAACUGAAGAUAAUUUGUAGAAAUGGAGUUUCCAGARUUGGGAGAACACUGUUCUGAGAAAACCUGCAAACAACUAGAUUUUCUUCCAAUGAGAUGUGACGCCUGUGAAGAAAUUUUCUGUAAGGAUCACAUAACCUAUGCAAACCACAAAUGCACAUCAUCUUACAAAAAGGAUAUCCAGGUCCCAGUGUGCCCAUUAUGUAACACCCCAAUUCCCAUCAAGAGAGGAGAGAUGCCUGACAUUAAAGUUGGUGAGCACAUUGAUCGUGACUGCAAAUCAGACCCUGCACAAAGAAAACGAAAGAUCUUCACAAAUAAAUGUUCUAAAGGUGGCUGUAAACAGAAAGAAAUGAUCCGAGUMACCUGUGAUCAGUGUCAUUUAAACUACUGUCUUAAACAUCGACACCCUUUAGACCACGAUUGUAAGACCGAUGGGAAACCUCUGUCCAAAUCUGGACAUGCUGCUGUAAUGAGGUCCCAAGGUGGUGCUACUUCUUCUGCCUCUGGCUCUCGCUCAUCUGGUUCAGGAAACCACAGACCUGUUUCAAAUGGUGUGAGUUCAAACAGGGCUCACAGCACUGGCUCUCUUCAGCAGAUUCCUGCUUCUGUUUCAGCACAAAAUGUAAUCCCACCCUCAGCAURGUUUCAGGCCGGCAUGACAGAGGAACAGGCUUUACAACGAGCACUGGAGAUGUCUUUGGCCGAUUCGAGGCCGACCGUGCAGCCGACUCUAAGCCCUCAGGAACAGGAAGAUCUGGCUCUGGCUCAGGCUCUCGCUGCCAGCGAAGAAGAAUUCAGACGCCAGCAGCAGAGACAACAGGUACCCGGAAAGCUUAUGCAUCACUAGCAUGCUAACAGGAGCACAUGUAGGGGAGGGAGUCCAAACAGUCUACCUGCCGCCUUUCUUAAUCUCUAAGCACCACUUAUGUUUCAAGCUGUGCUAAUUAUGUCCAAGGAGAUGCACAUCUGAAACGUCCCCAUCGAAGAUGGAGGGAUUUUUUUACAUGAAGAACUACCACAUAGCCGAGAUAAUGCCGCCUUCUACGCAUAAAAGCACAUCCACUUUUCAGCAGGAUCUGUCAUUUUUACUGAUUAGUUGCUCUUGUAAAUAUUUUCUAAAAUCAAUCACAAUGAAUCUAUUAUAUUGCCACAUAUGAAUAUUGAAUAAAUUAAAGCUGCUCUUACA